GGAACCAAUUAGCCAAUAGAUUAAGCUAAUUAAUUGUAAUUAACGGAGGUUAAUUAAUUAUCCAUCCAAAUAAUGCCUAGUGCUUGUGUGACGGGUGGCAAUGGCUUUGUGGCUUCCUGCCUCAUCAAGCAACUGCUGCAGAAAGGCUACUCUGUUAAUGCCACUGUCAGAGAUUUAGGGAAUGAAGCUAAGGUUGGUUGCCUGAAGCAGAUGAGGGAGCUCGGGAGGUUGGCAGUUUUCCGGGCAGAUCUCGAGGAGGAAGGCAGUUUCGACGAGGCGAUCAACGGCUGCGACUAUGUCUUCCUUGUUGCGGCCCCGGUCAACUUGACCUCCGACCAUCCCGAAGAGGAGUUGAUAAAGCCGGCGGUCCGAGGGACCUUGAACGUAUUGAGGUCGUGUGUCAAGGCGAAGGAUAGCGUUAAGCGAGUCAUUUUGACAUCGUCGGCUUCGGCGGUGUCCAUCAACAAGCUUGAAGGAGUCGGAUUGGUUAUGGACGAGGAGGCUUGGUCGGACCUAGAAUUUCUCACCGGCGAGAAACCUCCCACUUGGGGAUAUGCGGUUUCGAAAGUGCUAGUCGAGAAAGAAGCGACAAAGUAUGCGGCCGAGAACGGGUUGAGUCUAGUGACGGUGGUCCCGCCCCCCAUCUUGGGACCCACUACGGGUUCAGAUUUGCCUUACACUAUGCUGUUGGGUCUUUCCCUGUUAACAGGGAACGAGGAUAUGAUUCAUGGGCUCGGGGUGAUGCAGAGUCUAUCUGGCUCGAUCUCAUUUGUCCACGUGGAGGACCUGUGCAGGGCCCACAUCUUCGUAGCGGAGAACGAGCUGGCCGCCGGGCGAUACAUCUGCUGCGCCGCAAACACCAGCGUGCCGGAGCUCGCACGCUUCCUUCGUAUGCGGUACCCGCAGUACCCGGUGCCCACAGACUUUAAUGGGUUGCCUGCGAAGGCCAAGUUGGUGCUAUCAUCGGAGAAGCUCGCGAAAGCGGGUUUUGAGUACAAGUACAAGGAGAUGGAGGAGAUUUAUGCGGACACGGUUGAGUUUGCUGAGGCCAUAGGAUUUCUCGAAUCCAAUGCGAGUGGAUUAACGCAUGGUGAGGAAUGAGGAUAUAUGAUGAAUGAAUAGAUGAUCAUGUGCAGAAAUAAUUAAUGUAAGGGCGAGGCUGUUUUAUAUUCAAUCCGCUUGUUAAGCUUGAUCGAUUGAUUAGUUGUUA
Zingiber officinale is the source of this 1210-nucleotide messenger RNA. Its product is annotated as anthocyanidin reductase ((2S)-flavan-3-ol-forming)-like. Bases 73 to 1101 code for a protein of 342 amino acids. NCBI's taxonomy places the organism in Eukaryota, Viridiplantae, Streptophyta, Magnoliopsida, Zingiberales, Zingiberaceae. Gene Ontology annotation, molecular function: oxidoreductase activity, acting on the CH-OH group of donors, NAD or NADP as acceptor. The transcript is spliced from 6 exons. The record is from RefSeq and is a predicted model, not a curated record.